UAUGCAUUUGUCUCAUAACAGACUUCCGUGGGUGGGACUGUCAUCUUCCUAAAGGCUGCCCUGACAAAUCUUGCAGUUAGUAAGCGUUAGUAUCCAGGAGUAUCAAGACCAGUCCACCUGCUGAACUGCAUUCUGCAUAUUUACAAUGCCAAAAGAAAGCCACUGGCAGCACAAAAUGUGAUAUGGCUCUCUAACAUAUCUGGUACCACAUAACUGGUGUUGAUUUGGAAACAAUUUCUGAGUCAUGACAUUAAUAUAACACUUAUAAGCUGUACUGAAGAAGAUGAACAGGUCUCUGCUCUCCGGCUGUCACUGUCAAAUCAGAAUGUAGGAAAGUAGCUGAGAAUUGGUGACACUAACUGACUACAAAACAAAAAGGACAACCACAAGGCUUUGGCUUGGACACACAAAUUACCUGUCAGAAUAAUGGAUAUUCAACCAUCCAACUCCUCAUCUGUAUCGAUUGAAUACAUUCCUCUCCGGGUUUCCAGUGACACAGGAAGCACAAACUGCUCUGCCAUCGGAUAUGAUGCCCCCUACCAAUUUGUCCUGAUUCCAAUAAUAUACAUGGUCAUUUUUGUGGUGGGGACUAUUGGAAACACAGUUAUUAUUGUGGGAUUGACAUGCUAUGUUCAGGCCAAAACAGUAGCAAAUAUUUACAUUGUAAACUUGGCUAUUGCAGACUUGUCCUUUGUUGCCACAUUACCAUUGUGGGCUAUAGAUCUGUCAGGAAGAUACAAAUGGACCUUUGGUUCUUCUAUGUGUAAGUUGUGUGCUACACUGUCAUCAGUGAACAUGUAUGCCAGCAUCUUUUUCCUCACAUGUCUUAGCGCUGAUCGCUAUUACAGCAUUGUGCGUCCAAUAGAGACUCUUGGAAGACGAACUCUAACCAAGGCCAAAAUGAUAACACUUGUCGUCUGGGUUUCUUCUUUUGCUGUCAGCACUCCAACAAUGUUAUUCCGACAGACUUACUACUCAAAUUACUCCCAUCACACUGUCUGUUCCAUGAAGUAUCCACCAAACAGCAUAUUCUGGCUCAUUUUCUUAUACUCUGUUAAGUACAUAGUGGGAUUUCUAAUUCCUUUUAUCAUACAGGGAAUAUGUUAUUUUUUUAUAUACAAAAAGAUUUUAGCAUCAGCUAAGAAUAAGCAAAGAAAAACGAAAAGUGACAAGAUUUUAAAGGUUGUGUUAGCAAUGGUGCUUGCUUUCUUUGUGUGUUGGCUGCCAUUUCAUAUAAUUAAUUUCCUCAAGUUAUUAGCUCGAUUCAGGCUAAUUCCCAGUUGCAUGGCUAUUCAUAACCUUAAUAUCAUAAUACCAUUUACUGUUUGUAUAGCCUACUCCAAUAGCUGCAUUAACCCUAUCCUUUAUUAUUUUGCAAGCAAGAGGUUCCGAAACAAACUUACAAAGUCGUUCAAGAGGUCACUGUAGUGUUCUUUGGAGCCCUAGGUAAGGCCUUAUGGAGACCACUGGUGAUCCUACUUGACCCAUAAUACAAUCACCCAGUUCCCCAUCCUUAUGUGUAUAUUUUGCCAUCUACUAAUCCAGAGGAACGUGAAUGGAAUUUGAGCGUGUCUGCCCUGAGGUGUCAGUUAAAAGAAAAAGUAGCCACCCAUUGACUGGGUUUAACUGUUAGGAUUUACCUAUCGAGUCUGGCUAUGGCAACUUUUUCUAAAUCAGAAGCUGUGUUUAGACGCAGUUGAAAUGCCAAAUGCUUGUAACUGCUUGUAAACCUGAUUUUUUCUGCUCAUCAGCUAUCCUUAUUGUUAGUAUGUUGUUAGUAUAUUUUAUGUGUGGCCCAAUGCAAUUCCUCCUAUUGCAAAGUGGCCCAAGACAGUCAAAAGGUUGGACACCCCUGAAAAAAAAUAUUUGGGUGCCUAUUAUCAUACUUUUUGUAACACACUACAAAAUGUAUAAUAUUGUGUGCAAAUUCUGUUGCAUU
This is a messenger RNA of Rana temporaria (common frog), 1939 nucleotides long. RefSeq names its product type-1 angiotensin II receptor A-like. The record is from RefSeq and is a predicted model, not a curated record. Gene Ontology annotation, cellular component: membrane. NCBI's taxonomy places the organism in Eukaryota, Metazoa, Chordata, Amphibia, Anura, Ranidae. The transcript has 2 exons. Gene Ontology annotation, biological process: G protein-coupled receptor signaling pathway; immune response; regulation of vasoconstriction. The coding region runs from base 427 to 1428 and encodes 333 amino acids. Gene Ontology annotation, molecular function: angiotensin type II receptor activity.